AUGAGACCAAUAACAACAUCUGAUCAUGACCUCAAUACAACCUCCUUCCUCAAACUCCCACCAGAACUUCGCCUCAAAAUCUACGAAUACGCCCUCACCGUACCAAACGAGUACAUCAACAAACCCCUAAUAGUCAUCAGCGACCGUGGCAACGUCUUCACAGCCCGUAAUCGCUACAGAGCCCUCUCAAUGUGUCCCAGCUGGGUCGGCGAAGACGGCACAGCACGCAAACUCCUCGCAGUGAACCAUCAAAUCCACGAUGAAGCAGAGGACUAUCUCUACUCCCAUCAUACGCUGUUCUUCCGGAAUUCCUUCGAUCUAGAUCGACUCGGUGAUUUCCUUGAUACGCUUAGCCCCACGGCAUGUCGGCGGAUUCGCAGUGUUGGUUUUGAGGUAUACUUCUUCGUGCAUACGCAGAUGGGUGUGCCGAAACGGACGCUUAAGCAAUAUGAGCGUGCUGCGAGAUUGCUUUCUGUGAAGUUGCCGGAGUGGAGAAAUGUUUUGUUUUAUUUGGAUCCGCGGUUUUAUUAUCCAGGUGCUGCGGUGGGGUGUCGGGAACGUGCGGUGCGAGGUGUGCUGGAUCUAGCUGAGAAGUUUGGUCCAUUGUGUAGAGAUGUUACUUUCUACCCCUUGCCGGCGAGCGAUAGUCGUCUCCUGUGGGAGGCGCAGCAGCUUCUCUGGUGUACCAGUUCACUUGGACAGACUACGUCCGAGGAGGUUAAGCGCUGGGCGAAGGAGAAACUACUCUAG
Molecule: messenger RNA, 750 nt
Organism: Penicillium cataractarum
Lineage: Eukaryota; Fungi; Ascomycota; Eurotiomycetes; Eurotiales; Aspergillaceae
Exons: 1
Coding region: 1-750 (249 amino acids)
Source: RefSeq, a predicted model, not a curated record